Molecule: messenger RNA, 2964 nt
Organism: Varanus komodoensis (Komodo dragon)
Lineage: Eukaryota; Metazoa; Chordata; Lepidosauria; Squamata; Varanidae
Gene: IL1RAP
Product: interleukin 1 receptor accessory protein
Exons: 11
Coding region: 191-1900 (569 amino acids)
Biological process (GO): signal transduction
Molecular function (GO): interleukin-1 receptor activity
Source: RefSeq, a predicted model, not a curated record
GCCCGCGCGCCGCGCUGCCACGGACGUGUCGCGCCAGGAGGCAUAACUUCCCGGGCACUGGCUUCCCCGCAGAGCGGAACUGCAGGACCCCCGAAGGAAGCGGCCCCGGGGCUGGAGGCGACCGCGGUACCCUCGCGCCCGGCUCUCGAACAUUCCUGCCCGCAGCCGUCCCGACAACAGCCCUGUAAGGAUGAGGCUCCGCUGCCUCCUGCUGGCCGCGCUGUGGCUCUGCACCGGUGACCUGGGCAGCCCCUCCGAGCACUGCGAGGACUGGGGCGUGGGCACCAGGAAGCGCCAGCUGGUCUACAGCGGGGAGCCCGCCCGCAUCCGGUGCCCGCUCCUGGAGGCCCUGCUGAAGUGCAACUACAGCAUGGCCCACGCCGCCGGCCUGACCCUCAUCUGGUACUGGGUCGGGAGGGGCCAGGACCUGGAGGAGCCCAUCAACUUCCGCCUGCCCGACAACCGCGUCAGCAAGGAGAAGGACGCCCUCUGGUUCCGGCCGGCCUUCCUCAACGACACGGGGAACUACACCUGCAUGCUCAGGAACGCCACGUACUGCAGCAAAUUCGCCUUCCCCCUGGAGGUCAUCAGCAAGGACCCCGGGCUCUGCCUCAGCCGCGCCAUCAGGCCGGAAGAGGUGCUCUUGUACGAGGACUUCACCAACCUGAACCUCACCUGCCCGGAUGUGGACGGAUUUUAUCCUGCCACCACCAAGCCGGACGUCCGCUGGUAUAAGAACUGCACCCUGGUGCAGAAUUUCUUCGAGCGAGAGCCCAACGGCAUCAACCUCACCUUCAUCAUCGUCCGCGAGGCGUAUAACGACGACUACACGUGUGUCGUGACCUACAGGGAGAACGGCCGGCAGUUCACGCUCACCAGGACUUUGAGGGUGAAGGUGGUAGGAUCUCCGUAUGACUCGAAGGUUCCGUUUAUUAAAGUUCCGAACGAACGAGUCGUCUAUGAGCUCAAACCAGGAGAAGAGCUGGUCCUGCGCUGCGAGGUCUACUUCACGUUCCUGAAGGACUCUCUGCAGGACGUCUGGUGGACCAUCAACGGGAAGCUCAGAGACGAGUUCCCGGUGCUCACGUUCAACACCUCCUAUAAGGAGACGCCCCUGGUGCUCGGAAGCACGAGAAUCGAAAACACGCUGAUCCUGCCGAAGGUCACCGAGCAGGACCUGAAGCACAACUUUACGUGCCACGCACAUAACAAUAACGGGACCGUUUCUCAGCAGGCGCUUGUGAAAAUGAAAGCUCCACUGCCGAGGUACACGGUGGAGCUGGUCUGUGGCCUGGGAGCCACGGUUCUCCUCGUGGUCGCCCUGACGGUCGUCUACCACGUCUACUGGCUUGAACUGGUCCUCUUCUACCGGGCUCGUUUUGGGACGGACGAAUCCAUCCUCGACGGGAAGGAGUAUGACAUUUAUAUUUCCUACGCGAGGAACGCCGAGGAAGAAGAGUUCGUGCUGCUGACAUUGCGAGGGGUUCUGGAGAGCGAGUUCGGCUACAAGCUGUGCAUUUUCGACAGGGACAGCCUCCCGGGGGGAAUUGUCACGGACGAGACGCUGAGCUUCAUCCAGCGGAGCCGCCGCCUCCUGGUCGUGCUGAGCCCCAACUACGUGCUGCAGGGCACGCAGGCGCUGCUGGAGCUCAGGGCCGGCCUGGCGGACAUGGCCUCCCGGGGCACCAUCCGCGUGAUCCUGGUCCAGUACAAGGCCGUCGGGAAGAGCCGGGUCAAAGAGCUCCGCCGGGCCAGGGCCGCCCUCACCGUCAUUAAGUGGCGGGGCGAGGCCUCGGCUCACCCGCGCGGGCGGUUCUGGAAGCAGCUGCUGGUGGAGCUGCCCGUGAGGAGCAGGGCCUGGGGCCCCGCGCAGCAGGCGCCCUCUCCCUGCCGCCCCUGAGGAGCGCCUGAGCAGUGGGCGCCCCCAGCGGCCGCUCGAAGGAAGGGUUCCCGCUGGAGCACCGGCAGAUGCCUGCGCCGCCUGCCCUGCAGCCGAGCGCCCCUCGCGUGGCCUCGCCUCCGGGGGCAACUCCACGUUUCCCGGCUUGUGGCGCCCCCGCUGGGUAGCCCUCCCACGAAGGCGGGACCUCGUCUGUGCCGUGCGGUGUGAGGGACUUCAGGAAGGAGGGCUUGGGGUCCCGGUUGGGCAUCGGUGGUCCGGAGGGCCUGGGCCGCGCCGCCGUCCUUGCGGUCCGGCCGCCCUGUGGGGCGCAUCGUUUGUCUGUCUGGGGCAAGCUGAGCCCUCGUGCACCCCAGCCAGCACCACGAGCCGCCCUCUCCGCUUCCCACCCCAACGGGGCUUUUAAUAUUAUUCUUGUUAUUUAUUUCAUUUCUGUGCCACCCCGUCACGACACUCCCAACCCCAGAAUUAAAGUGGGCAGCUCUUUCUGAGCGGGUCCGGGAACACCUGGGCUGUGGACAGUGUCCACGGGACAGAGUGCCGGCGCCCGCCAUAAGUGUCCCGCGUGUGGGCAGGCGCAGGCGGCAUGGGAGGCAGGCGCCCGCUCUGGCAGCGCCACCAGCCGGCCCAGAUCCCCCUCAGGGAGUGCCGUUUGUGCCUUGCGUCUCGCUUCCUCGUCUCCAGAGGUGCGUGCAAUUUCGGCCCCGAUUCAGGUCGGCUCGGGGGGGAUUUGGCCAUUUCGGAACGCUGGAGUGCCACUGCUGGCACACGGCUCCAGGCCCCCCUCCCGUCAGCCCCUGCCGGCGAGUGGCCGUCCUUCCGAGGGCCCUGCCAUGCUCUCCGCGCCCGGCCCUUCGCCUGGGGAGACGCUUAGUGGCCGCAGCUGCCCCAGGAGGGGGGCUUGUCGCCAUGAGGCAAAGCGGCUGGGCUGCGAGCUCGGCUCCUGGUCGCCCCUCGGACGUGGGGGAGCUGCAGAGAUCCACGUCUGAAGAGCUCCCCUCCACCCCUCCCAUUGCAUGCCUGCUCACUGGUCCACCCUCACCCCCAAGGCCGCCUGGGGGAGG